AAACCAUCUAACGCCACUCGACCAAGAUGACUCAAUACUGGGAGCCAGGUACACAAUACAACUACGAUGAUGUUGUUGAGUAUGAGGGCAGCCGAUACAAGAUCAUCCAGCCCCAUCGCUCCCAGUCGGAUUGGACUCCACCCGCUACCCCCGCUCUCUGGGGCCGAUUGAGCGACGGCGAUAACUGUUGCCAGCAGAAGUCUGAAUGCCAACAGCCCCAACAAUAUCAACAAUCUUCAGGCGGCGAUCAAUACUCCAACAACCAGGGAGAGGAGAAGAAGGGCUGGCUUCAAGACGAAAAGCACAAGAAGGAGCUUGAGAUCGGUGCCGGUGUCGCCGCAGGAGCUGCUGCCCUUGCUGGCGGAGCCUACGCUUACAAACACCACCAAGGUCACGAAGGAGGAGCUCCGGAAGAGAGUCGAGGUGAAAAAGUUAAGGACUGGGCCGAAGGACACAAGAAGGAGCUCGAGAUCGGUGCCGGCCUUGUCGGAGCUGCUGCUCUUGCUGGCGGAGCCUACGCUCUCAAGAAGCACCACGAUAACCAAGGUGAACAAAGAAACGCUGAGGAAGAAGGCCAAGUUGAACAGGCUAAGCACUGGGCUGAAGGCCAUAAGAAGGAGCUUGAGAUUGGCGGUGGUCUCUUGGCCGGAGCUGCUGCCCUUGCAGGUGGCGCCUACGCCUACAAGAAGCACGAAGAGCACAAGCACCAUAACAACGACGAUGUACAGCGCGCGUCUGUGAUCUUUGGGAUUGAAAAGAAUCAUGGGCUGGUGCCUCAGGCUGUGACUGCCGCAUUUUACGCACAGAAACACAAGGACUCGGCAUCAUUCUUCGAUCAAGAUGUUAAGCUCUAG
Messenger RNA from Laccaria bicolor S238N-H82, 854 nucleotides. Its product is annotated as carbohydrate-binding module family 12 protein. The record is from RefSeq and is a predicted model, not a curated record. Gene Ontology annotation, molecular function: carbohydrate binding; hydrolase activity, hydrolyzing O-glycosyl compounds. Lineage: Eukaryota; Fungi; Basidiomycota; Agaricomycetes; Agaricales; Hydnangiaceae. Gene Ontology annotation, cellular component: extracellular region. Gene Ontology annotation, biological process: carbohydrate metabolic process. The transcript is spliced from 9 exons. Bases 27 to 854 code for a protein of 275 amino acids.